Xenopus laevis (African clawed frog) is the source of this 2963-nucleotide messenger RNA. RefSeq names its product C2 calcium-dependent domain-containing protein 4C (gene c2cd4a.L). The record is from RefSeq and is a predicted model, not a curated record. The coding region runs from base 137 to 1288 and encodes 383 amino acids. The transcript has 2 exons. NCBI's taxonomy places the organism in Eukaryota, Metazoa, Chordata, Amphibia, Anura, Pipidae.
UGGAAAGGAAACAUCAGUCAUUACUGUUACCUGUGCGGCUUUCAUACUUGCAACAUGGCACCAACUGUUUGCUGCUUGACAGGGAGGAUGUCCAUCUCAAUCCUUCACUCUGAGUAAAGGUCCAUUGUGCUACACAAUGAUGGGAAAAAAGAGACAGACACAUCACUAUUCCAGAUGCCCUAAUGUUCUGAUACCAAGCCAAAUCCCUGAAUUCUGUAUUCCCCCAAGGCAUCAAUCGCAGAAGGGUCCAAAAAACAAUAUGCUGUUAAGAUCAGACUAUUUUGGGUCAGUAUUUGAAUCAGGAAGACUUCACUUGCCAGAGACACACAUAAUACAGGUGGAAAACAUGGAUGAAUCAACAGAGGGAGAAAAUACUAAUGCUGAUCCACAAUCACAGGCGGCUCUGUCUUUACCUCACCUCAAAACUCAGACCUCCUAUGGAUUCUGCACAUUGCUUGAGAGCCCAAAUACCAGAAGAAAAGAAUCACUUUUUCAUAGUGAUCCUGCUGACCUGCCUCUGCAAUUGCAUAGAUCCAAAUCAAGUGCAAUAUCAUGUUGGGCUGCAUCCUGCAGUGGAAAUUACAUCAAUCUUAGGUUGCUGCCCUCUAGUGUAUCUGGCACCUUUGAUAGUGAUCCAGUCUCCUCUACGGAUUCCUCUCCUUUCAGCUCUCCUCUUUUGCAUAGGGCUCUACCAAACUCUUUAGUGAAAGCUCUAAGCCAGGACAGCAUGGUUUCUAAAGCUUUAAGGGUAAACUGCAAGUCUUUUGCUGUAAGAAAUAAUUCUGUGUCCACCGAUGAAGAUACUUCUGCUGACAGUAGUCCAUGUGUUACUAGAAGACCCUCUUAUGAUUGGCCUCAGCAUCUAUCUAUCCGGUCUCACACUGGCCUAUUAGUAUCUUUUAGUCAGCUUGCAAAAGAUAGCACAGUAACUCUAGAUACUGGAGGAAUUUUAAGACUGUCUAGUGAAUAUCGAUCUGAAAGCAUGAGACUCCGUAUCCGACUAGUGAGUGCAGAAGGGCUUUACAAGUCGUCUGUAGAUUCUAAAAAUAUCAGCUGCUCCAUAUCCAUAACUAUUGUUCCUGGAAAGAACCAGAAGCAGAAAAGCACUUUAAUUCGUGGAAGUCGUAACCCAAUAUUUAAUGAAGAUUUUUUCUUUGAAGGAAUGGGGCCGCAUGAUUUAUUCCAGAAGACACUGAAAGUGAAAGCUUUAAAUAGAAGUUCCUAUGUCUGGAAAGAUAGUGUUCUGGGAAAGAGUAAAGUUAAUCUUGUUAGUGUGUUACCCAUCUAAUAUACUUAAAUUAUUUUUAUUCAUGCUGAAUUACAUAUUGAAAUAAGUUGAAUAUACAUUUACGCAACCCUGAUCCUGAACAGGAGUAAUAAAAUAUUUUAGUGCUUAAGUGUCACUUCAAUUAAUACCUGCUCAUUAAGACUGACUUUCUGCUAAUCCUGUUUUCUACAUGUUGCAAAUGCUGCUUAAUUUAUUUGCUGAACUGUAUAUUAAUACUCAUAUACAAUGUAGUAUUUUUAGUUUUUUAACAGAAUUCCAGCAUACAAUGCAAGUUACACACAAUUCACCAAUGUGGUGUCACUUCUGGCAUGCAGCAUCAAUAAUGGCAUAAGCAUAUGAUUUCCAUGAUGUUAACCAGUUGCAUGUGUUGGUUCAAACUACUAAAUGAUCUGUGCAAGUAACAGCUAGGUGUUACUUCCAUGGCUCCUUUGCAUUUAGGUACCUGUACUUUGCUCGCCAUUCAUCUAAACAGUCUGAAUUAGCUUAUUAUUGCUCACAGCAAGGUGGUAAGAUGUGUGUUUUGGAGCAAAUGCCUUUGUAAAUUGCAUUAAAGUGUGCAACAGUUUUUCUGUUUUACAUUUUAACAUUUUACUGUUUUGCAGUUGCACGGUGACAUGUUUUCUUCUCCUAGAAUUAUACUCAGUGGAAAAUUUUGCAGGAAAAGUUGGUUAGGCUUGGGUAUUGUCAAGUGACACCUCUAAGAUGAAACUCUAUUUUGGCAUGAAAGAAAUUUACAAGGGUGACCAGGUUUUAAAGUCUAACUCAGGGUGGGCAAUGCAGGCAUAUACUGCACCAACUGGUAAUCAUCAUUUUCUUCUGUUCCGAUCAUACAGAACAGAGAGACAGAUCAUAUAUUAUAUGAUGAACCCUCAUAUAGUAUAUAUCGGAUCAGUCCACAGACUUUGCUGUGUGUGCUGGUUACAUGAAUUCAACACUGGAGCACAAAGUUAUAUGUACAUAGAUCAAAAAUGACAAGAAAUGUUUAGAACCUAUUAGUGAUUACACAUAAGAAUGUACCGAAUCCCUAUUUUCAAGCCAAGCCUUGAAUUUUUCAGGAAGGAUUUGUCUGAAUCAGACCUCUAAUUUGCAUAUGUAAAUUAGGGAACAGAAGGGGGAAAGAACGACCACGUAAGUCAAUGCAAAAACUUUCAUCCCCUUAAUCAUGUGACCUAAAGUUUAAGGGUUCAGAUUCCAGUCAGCGAGGCUCUUGAAUGCGGGCAAAUCAAAUUGUGCUCAGAUUCAGCCGAAUCCUGAACCAAAUCAGAUUCAGAGCAUCCCUAAUUACAUAUAGUGAUUUAUAGUAUCCACCCAGAGCUGAUAUUCUGUACUGGCACCCAAGGGCCUGUGCCUAGGUCAGGGGUAACCUUAAGAUGCCUAUAUAUUUUAAAAGAAAAAAAAAUCUACCAUCAUACAGCCAGACACUUGGCUCAAUAUGGCAUUGGACCUGAGGGAUGGGAGGGACAUUUGCUGUUUGUAACAUCCCUCAGGAAAGUCAAAUGUGACCAAAAUGUUGGAUUUCUCAUAAUUUGAGCACUUAAUACAUAAUACAUAAUUUACUCAUUAUUUCAGUGAGUGCAGUAUGUUGUUUGCAGAUAUAUACAUUUAUUUUGCCCUGGAACUUCCUACUCCAUCUGUCACAGUCCUAUAAGGAUUCAUUUAAUUAAAGGAACAGUAA